AUGGACCGGAACCUACAUAGCAGUCCGCCACGGGUGCCGGACGAUGAUGACGACCCGAACUCUUCUUUUAGCUCAUCAUUCGUUGACGACUUGCAACUACAUUCAGAAGGGUCUGUCGUGACCACCAUCCUCGAUCGUCGGCGCGCCCGUACAGUCCGCAUGAACCCAUUAUCUUCACCUACACAGCCCAGGACCAUAGAACGCUAUACCCGCCGCGCAAGGCAGGAUGCCCGUGACAAUCGUCUUCUGCGAAAUCGCGGAGACCUGGAACAGUACGUUAUGGACCGCCAGCGCCAGCUUUCGUUACAGCAGCUUAACGAAGAGGCAGAGCGGCAUACGAUACCAGAGGAUGAACUAAACAUACUUUUGGAGGAGGAACCCUCGCUCGCGAGCGGGUGCUGUUCUCCUCCGCCGUCUGUGGCUUCUGUCUCGCCUUCCCAAGAGGACGGAAGCGACGAUGACGCAGAAAUUAUCCGAAUGCUGGAACAGCGGGAAGAGUACGAGCGCUGGGUCGCCGCAGAGCAGGAGCAGAUAGAAAAGAUGAUGGAAUCAUUCAACCUCGGAUAG
Eremothecium gossypii ATCC 10895 is the source of this 567-nucleotide messenger RNA. RefSeq names its product AER395Wp. The transcript has a single exon. The record is from RefSeq and is marked provisional. The coding region runs from base 1 to 567 and encodes 188 amino acids. Lineage: Eukaryota; Fungi; Ascomycota; Saccharomycetes; Saccharomycetales; Saccharomycetaceae.